AUGGCCCAAGCCGACUCCAACUCGACCUCCGAGUUCGGCACCGACGCCCACUUCCAGGCAUUCCGCGCUCCCGACGAAAAAGAACUUAUCCUCAUCCCUGUCUCGUUACACCCAACCUUGAAUGAGCUCUAUGUCAUUUGGUCUGACAUCGCCAACUGUUUUCCAGAGACCAGACGAAUUCAGUUCAGGAAUGUAUAUGUUCCCUUGUUGAGGGAUACCCGACUCUACAGGGUGAAACCACAUGGGAUCAAGUAUCACCCAGGCAUCGUGCUGGAUAUCGUCUACGGGAAGAGACCUUCAUCAGCGAACAUUGACGUCAACAAUAACAACGGCAAGACGAACAGGAUCAGUGAUACCCAGGACACCAGUGUCAAGAUCGAGGAUCAUUUUGCUGGAGCGACGCCGCCUGAUCAGGAUCGGAGUAGCAAUGGCCAAGCCAAGAAGGAAGAGAGCCUCGGUGAUUAUGUCGGAGGGGAGGCUGUAGCAAGGGUUCAGGAUAGGGCUGUUGAUGGUGAGCGAGAGGAGAAACGCAAGGGCAACGACGAAGGCGACUGUGCGGACGAGGAGUCAGAGACACAGGUCGAGGAACAGGAGGAGGACAGUACAGUCGGAACGGAUGCCAUGUCAGACGACAGUGCCACACAAUCAACACAACAAUCAACGAAGCACCAAACAGAACAGUUCAAAGAACAGCCAGGAGCACGGACAAUAGAGUACCCAAUAGAGCAGGCAACCCGACCGGCGACCAAGCAGGCGACACUCACAUCUGCACCCAAUCUACCUCCAGCCAUGGACAGCGAGAAGGCGAAAAUCAAGGAAGGUUCAUCACCAGUGCAGGAGUUACCGGUCGUCCACACCCGUCGGAAACUGCCAUUCACUAUCGAGGACGUGGUCAAGCAUCGCGUCAAGGAUAUCCUCAAGGCGCGGUACUCCUGGACUCAACAUUGCGGUCACUCGAGGUUCUUCUGCUUCCUUCCCAGGGUCAUGCCAACACCGACAGGAGAAGUGGCCGCUCCUGGAAUCCAAAGCAACACCGAUUUUGAGUUUUUCGACCUCUGUGAUUGCGCGGAUGUUCCUGGAUCCAAGGGCGAUUGGAAACCUCACUGGAUCGGCAAAAAGAUUAACGACUCAUUCUAUCCAGUUUCGGCAGAGGACCUCAGUCAGGAUCAGGUCCGUGGCCUCCUUCCUCUGGUGGGGGACUACGUGAUGGGAGUGCUCGAGAUGCUCGAAUACGGCAUCUACAUCGACAAGAUUCCUCAGGAUGUUGCUUACAGAAUCUCCUCUGCGAUCGAGUACCUGGAGUCGAAAGGCGUUCGGUCAUGCGAGCGAUUUAUGGCAGAGUUGGCAUCUUCUGACCCUGCAGUUGCCAUUUCCGAGUCCAUGCUGGAACAACUACCACCCAUCGCUGCACUGGACGAGAAGGCUUUGGUCGAGCUCAAGGACAGGCUCGAGCGAUACUAUAACGAGGAUGAAUACUCUGACCUGUACCCUUUUAGGACGUCAGAAGGCGACAUCCGACGGAUGUGUGAGACUCACUGGAAGAGCAUGUGGUUGGACAAGGAGCUGGAAGAUACACUUGAGGAUUUUCACGACAACUCAAUGUCGAUCGAGAGCCGCUAUGAACCCCUCUUUGGGAUUUGGAGUAUGCGGGUGAAGAACCUGCAAAGGGCGCUGGAGUAUUUCAAGUUAUCGGAGAAGGUGACAUGGAUGCCUGUGUUUACGAUCUGGCUGGAUUGGGAUUUGACGGAGAAGGAUGAGGAGCAGCUUGCUCAGGCGGUCGAUCUACUUACAGCAGCGGUGUUCCAUGUGCUUGCUCGACGCAGAGAGGUGACGCGGGAGGACAUCAGACUGGGAUUCGGCUGUGGAUAUUCGCUAUUGAUCGGAUCGGCCUUGGAGAAUCCGAACAUCGAGACGUUCUCUUUGUCGACGCAAGAGCCCAACACCGAGUACGACUAUCAUGAGUAUGGCGAGGGAUUCGACACGCUCCAGAUGUAUGAGCCAAGAUCUCAAGACCGGAUCGCGAUGGUGGAACGCGGAGUGAAGGGUGCCAAGAUGAAGGCGAUGUUGAUGGCGUCCGACAUGGAUCUUGCGCUCGAGACGGUGCCUGGGCUCGUUGGUGGAUAUGGUCGCUUUUCGGAGUUGCGCAUAGGAUUGAUCGCCACCCACCCGGACCAUAUCACGAUCAAGGUUGCAGAGUCCAGUGCCCAGGAGGAUACGACCAUCACCAGAGGUGACUUGGUUUCGUUCUUUGAGAGGCGACAGUGGCGUGACGAGAUCAGCAUUGUGUCCAACCUCCAAUUCGAACGCAACGCUUUCCUUGCAGGCUAUCUGACUGUGGCAACCUUCCAGGUGUUGCUAUUGAAGAGUGGGCCCGCCAUCCGAUCAUUGAUCACGCUCAAUAAGCACCUCAAGUCCCUUACUCUGGAGAGCUUGUCGCCUAUCUACAACCCAAGUCAAGCCUAUGAAACCUGCAAGCAGCCCCUUUUCGACCAUCCAACCAUCGAGUUGUUCAGGAUUACUUGUCCUAAUGAAGUACCGAGGCCUUCGACAUUCGCAUGGAGGAACCCCAACGACCCGGACAGGAUGCGCGUGGAUAUUUUCUGCUGUCGAGCAGACGAUGUGGAGGCGAUGUUCCAACGGUAUGCGCCUCUGAUUGAUCGGCUUGAGGUGGAGUGGCUCAGCUCAACGGAUGCGGUGGCUUUGGAGAAGAUGGCGAGGCGCAAGAAGAGGCCGCUUGCACCCAAGUACAUGUCUAUCAAGGAUGUCCAUUUGCUGGAGCCAGCUGUUCGUACAAUCCUUCAGGAAGUUAUUGCCAAGGGAACGAUGGAGAGUGUAGUAGUCCAAGGAACAAUCAUGCCUCAGGUGGGGGUUCUGCGGAAUGGUGCGAAGGAGGACGUGUCUAAACUUGCGGUCAGGCUGGAGGCAAACGUCAAGAUUUGGGCGCAGUUUUUGGGGGCGAUCCGGUGCAAGGUGACCGAGUUGACUGUGCAGGACGGCGCAAAGAAGCAGUUCCUUAAGGAGAUGGAGUUGCAGAUCCCCAUGCUGCCGGACAUGCCUCGAUUGAAGAAGCUUCAUCUCUCAUGUGCAGCAGCAGAACUGAAUCUGUUCAAAAUGCCCUGGCUCCGGCUGCUGCUCCUGUACAAAGGUCCCAAGCCUCAAGAGGUCGACCCGUCCAUGAGGGAUCCUUUCAGAACACACGCCCUGAAUGUCUUUGCACAGAGGAGCCAGUUACCGGAUCUGCGUGCGAUUACCGACGUGCGGCUGAGGGAAGUGACGAUGGGCGCAGAGGAUUGGAAACAGUUCCUUCCGAUGGUGGAGUUCUCGCAGGUGGUCAAGUUUGAGGUCCACCAGAAGAACGUGUUGCCGAAGGAGACGCUGCUGCAGAUUGCCGAUUUUGUUCCGAUAGGCAGUCCGGUGUUGAAGAGCUUUGUUGUGAUCGACGGCAAGGGCACGGACGACGACACCUCUGCGGCUCUGGAGGCCAAGUUUGGGCCUCCAAAGCUUGAUGGCGUCGAGCGGGCGUUUAUCAACCUCAACUGGUUCAUUAUUUAA
Messenger RNA from Linnemannia hyalina, 3552 nucleotides. The record is from the annotation of a GenBank genome assembly. Lineage: Eukaryota; Fungi; Mortierellomycota; Mortierellomycetes; Mortierellales; Mortierellaceae.